Messenger RNA from Cornus florida, 907 nucleotides. RefSeq lists its product as uncharacterized. The transcript is spliced from 3 exons. The record is from RefSeq and is a predicted model, not a curated record. Bases 32 to 907 code for a protein of 291 amino acids. NCBI's taxonomy places the organism in Eukaryota, Viridiplantae, Streptophyta, Magnoliopsida, Cornales, Cornaceae.
AUGAAUAGGAAAUUUUUUUUUUUUUAUUUUUAUGUGCAACUUAUUAUUCUUUUUCCCAGAAUUUAAGGACAAACCAACCCUCUCCAUUCCAGAAGCCGAGCAUGUUGGUAAUGCCUCUUCUUACCCAGUAAAGACCUUUAGCGAUCUCAUAACUGACGAGGCUUUAGAUUUGUAUGUACGAGCUCAUAGCUUAAAGGAAACCUCCACCCACUUAGAGAAAGGCAAGAAGCUCAGUAAAAGACUCCUAGCCCAAGUCCGGUCAAGUAAUCUCCCUUCUACUCCUGCUUCCAAAAAAUUACGAAGGGUAGGAGAAGGGAAUCAUGGUACAUCCACAAGCCCUGGAGUGUUAUCAGGUCCUACUCUUGUACCUCUAGGUUUCAGCGGAUUUGGUGGGGUUCCUACUAGUUUCGAAAGUUUUUGUUCAGUAUCAACCAACCAAGCCUUUUCCCACGGGGAAUCGAUUCUCGAUGACGCUAAUGUCGCGAAUGACAGGUUACAUAAAAUGGUAGUAAAAGACGACACUGCCAGAUUGCAGAGUCUGCCAGUAUCUGAGCUUUCAAAGAAAUUUCUUCAUCUAAUCGGCCAGCUUUCCUUAGAGAUGGCUUCCCUCAAGGCUAAAUAUGAAGAUGUUACUUCUACACUUAAAAUAAAAGAAGAUGACUUGACUAAUGCAAAAUUAAACUUUCAAGAUGAGAAAGUGAAACUUACCAAAGAAUACUCUGAUAAGCUGGAAUUUGAGAAGCUAGCUGCCGUGGAUAAUUUUAAAAAUUCUAAUGAAUUCAAGGUGCUCAUAGGCAAGGCUUGCUGUGAUGGUUUUGACCAGUUCAAAGCUCUUGUCGGCAAAGAUCGUCCAGACAUAGACUUUUCUAGGUAUGACGUUCUAAGUGAGAACGAAGAGGAAGAUUGA